Conger conger (European conger) is the source of this 2931-nucleotide messenger RNA. RefSeq names its product aminopeptidase Ey-like. Lineage: Eukaryota; Metazoa; Chordata; Actinopteri; Anguilliformes; Congridae. The transcript has 20 exons. Gene Ontology annotation, biological process: proteolysis; peptide catabolic process. Gene Ontology annotation, cellular component: cytoplasm. Gene Ontology annotation, molecular function: zinc ion binding; metalloaminopeptidase activity; peptide binding. The record is from RefSeq and is a predicted model, not a curated record. Bases 1 to 2931 code for a protein of 976 amino acids.
AUGGCCAAAGGCUUUUUCAUCAGCAAGACUCUGGGGGUAGUAGGUAUAGUGGUGGGAGCAGGAGCUGUGGCCACCAUCAUCGCCUUGUCGGUCGUCUACGCUGAAGAGAAGUCCAAGAACACUGUCGAGGGUGGGCCAGUGACCACCACGGUCAAGCCCUCUCCCACCGAUCCAACUGCCCCAACCAUCCCAAAUACCCCUGCACCCCCUAAUGAUCCAUGGAACAGGUAUCGUCUGCCUGACUCCCUGGUACCUGAAUCUUACAACGUGACCCUGUGGCCCCGACUGGAGCUAGAUGGACAGGGCAUGUACAUAUUUACAGGGAAUUCCACCGUGAUCUUCAAAUGUUUGAAGGAAACGGACCUGAUCCUCAUUCACUCCAACAAGCUGAAGCUGACCCGGUUCAAUGAUGCCCAAGCCAUGCUGCACACGGUGGACGGCUCCACUGCACCAACCAUAAAGACCACCUGGCUGGAGGAGCCCACCCAGUACCUUGUGGUUCAGCUGGAUGGAAAACUAACGGCGGGAAAGUCCUAUGGUCUGUACACUGAAUUCAGGGGAGAGCUGGCUGAUGAUCUAGCAGGUUUUUACAGGAGUGAAUAUUACGAGGAUGGAGUCAAGAAAGUAGUUGCCACGAGUCAGAUGCAUCCCACGUACGCUCGGAAGACAUUCCCGUGUUUCGACGAACCCGCGCUGAAAGCCAUUUUCUACAUCACUCUCAUCCACCAGCCCGGCACCGUGGCUCUUUCUAACGGGAAGGACAUUGACACUGUAAACACCACCAUUAAUGGCACUGCAGUCACCCAGACCACAUUUGAACCAACCAAGACAAUGUCCACCUAUCUGUUGGCUCUUAUUGUCAGUGACUAUCGUUCCAUUGACUCAGCGGAAGACAAAGUUCUGAUUCGGAUAUGGGCUCGUAAAAAAGCCAUUGCGGAUGGGCAUGGAGAUUAUGCACUGAAUGUCACUGGACCAGUCUUGAAGUUCUUCGAAGGCUACUACAAUGUCGACUACCCUUUGUCCAAAUCAGACCAGAUUGCGCUGCCUGAUUUUUAUUUUGGUGCUAUGGAGAACUGGGGACUGGUCACCUACAGAGAGACAAACCUUCUAUAUGAUCCCAUCAUGUCCUCCAAUGCAAACAAGGAGAGGACUGCCUCUAUAAUCGCACAUGAACUGGCUCACAUGUGGUUCGGGAACCUUGUGACGCUGAGGUGGUGGAACGAGGUCUGGCUGAAUGAAGGAUUUGCGUCCUAUGUGGAAUAUUUGGGAACUGACUAUGCAGAACCCACCUGGAAUAUUAAAGACCUGAUCGUCCUGAACGAUGUUCACAGGGUGUUUGCCAUCGAUGCCCUAGCCUCCUCUCACCCUCUAUCCUCUAAAGAGGAUGAGAUCUACAAGCCAGAACAAAUCACUGAGCUGUUUGAUGCCAUCUCCUACAGUAAGGGAGCGUCGGUUCUGAGGAUGCUCUCGGAGUUCCUCACAGAGGAAGUCUUCGUCAGAGGACUUGGCACCUACCUGAAAGAAUUUGCUUACAGCAACACUGUGGGAGCAGACCUCUGGGAUCAUCUUCAGAGAGCUGCGAAUGAGACCAACACGCCCCUGCCUGAGACUGUGCCUGAGAUCAUGAACCGCUGGGUUCUGCAAAUGGGCUUCCCUGUGGUCACGAUCAACACUGCAACCGGAGCUCUAUCCCAGCAGCACUUCCUCCUGGACCCCAACUCUACUGUGGACCGGCCGUCUGAGUACUUUUAUAAGUGGUAUGUACCCAUCAGAUGGAUGAAAUCAGGACUCGUCCAAGACCAAUAUUGGCUGAUGACAGAUAUAGAUACUAACACAGACAUGGCAGUGACUGGAGCUGAUUGGGUUCUAGCCAACCUCAACGUCACAGGGUACUACAGGGUUAACUACGACCAAACAAACUGGGACCGCCUCCUCGGUCAGCUGAACAGUGACCACCAGGCCAUUCCAGCCAUCAACAGAGCCCAGCUUGUUGAUGAUGCUUUCAAUCUUGCAAGGGCAGAAAUGGUCGACACAACAUUAGCUCUGAGUACAACUACGUACCUUUCCAACGAAAGGGACUACAUGCCAUGGGAGUCAGCCUUGGACAACCUUGAAUACUUUAGCCUCAUGUUUGACCGCACCGAGGUCUAUGGACCAAUGCAGGCUUACCUCAGGAGUAAAGUCAGACCUCUUUUUGACCACUUUAAGCAAAUUACUUCCAACUGGACCGAUGUACCUGAGGGGCAUACUGACCAGUACAACCAAGUCAAUGCCAUCAGGAUGGCUUGUAGCACUGGGGUGGCCGGAUGUGAGGAUUUGACCAGAGGAUGGUUCAGAGAGUGGAUGCAGGACCCCAACAAUAAUACGAUCAAUCCCAAUCUGAGGACCACGGUGUACUGCAGCGCCAUCGCUGCUGGGGGCGUGGCGGAAUGGGACUUUGGCUGGGAGAUGUUCCGGAACGCCACCAUGGCCUCCGAGGCGGAGAAGCUGAGGUCCGCUUUGGCCUGCACUAAAGAGCCCUGGCUGCUCAACAGAUACCUGGAGUACACCCUGGACCCAACUAAAAUUAGGAAGCAGGAUGCCACCUCUACCAUUGUGUAUAUCGCCGACAAUGUGGUGGGCCAAUCUCUUGCCUGGGACUUUGUCAGAGCGAAAUGGGAGUACAUAUUCACACAGUAUGGAGCCAGUACUUUCUCAUUUGCGCAACUUAUAAGUGGGGUGACUAAACGGUUUUCAACAGAAUUUGAGCUGGAACAGCUGGAACAGUUCAAGGCGGACAAUGCCGAGGGUGGGUUUGGGACAGGCACACUGGCCCUGGAGCAGUCUAUCGAGAGAACUAAAGCCAACAUCAAAUGGUUAGCGGCUAAUCAGAAGCAAGUGAAGGAGUGGUUUGAAAAUGAAUCAAAACCAAAGGAAAACUUCAGAGAAUGA